AAGACGAUUCCUGGGUUUGUCUAAAGUUUUGAGCUUUUUCUCUGUGGAGACUUCGAUUACCUACAGAUAUCAGAUUCCUCGAUUCAAAAUCAAACUUUGUUCUUGUGGGUCUCUUCUCCUAUUGCUGAAGAAGAAGAUUCGUGGGUUAGUUUAAAGUCUUAAGCUUUUUUUUUUGUGGGUGUGUAAGCAAAAUCAAAUGGAGUGGGAUAGUGAUUCCGAUCUCAGCGGGGGAGAUGAAGUGGCGGAGGAUGGAUGGUUCGGCGGAGAUAACAGAGCGAUUCCGUUUCCGGUAGGUAGUCUUCCUGGAACGGCGCCGUGUGGUUUUGUGGUCAGCGAUGCUCUUGAACCUGAUAACCCUAUCAUUUAUGUUAACACUGUUUUUGAGAUUGUUACUGGUUAUCGAGCUGAGGAAGUUAUUGGUCGACAUUGGUGAGUUUUCUCUUCUUGACUUUUACCUUAAAUUUGUUGUGAUGAUUUUGUUACUGUAGCGAGUCUUUGUCCGUUUUGUGGUAUUGGUACGAUGUAACUAAGAGAGCUUGUUGAGAGCUAUUUUGACAGAAAGCUUAUGGUUCUUGUUGAUUAUAUUGGCAUAUUGUUAGGUAUUC
Molecule: messenger RNA, 605 nt
Organism: Arabidopsis arenosa
Lineage: Eukaryota; Viridiplantae; Streptophyta; Magnoliopsida; Brassicales; Brassicaceae
Source: the annotation of a GenBank genome assembly